Molecule: messenger RNA, 1902 nt
Organism: Paramecium octaurelia
Lineage: Eukaryota; Ciliophora; Oligohymenophorea; Peniculida; Parameciidae
Source: the annotation of a GenBank genome assembly
AUGGAGUAAAUAUAUGAGUGUUUGAUGAAAAUGCAGAGUUUCUUUUCAAAUCCGCACAGUCAAUUUGAGCCGUAGAUAGAAGCUUGUUUAGUAGGUAAUGGCUUUAUUAAAUUUCAGAACUUAAAACAUAUUUCAAAAAUAUGGAGACAUGGGAUUCAGAAAGUCCGAAUAUCUAAUUGUACUUUGAUCGUUUAUAAGAACUUUGGCAUAACUUUAAAAAGAAGAAGAAUUCUUCUCCUCAAAAUUUGCAAUGGGCAUAAUAAUAAUUAAAAGAGAUUAUUUCAGAAUACAAUGAAAUUGAAAAUUAUUAGAGUAGUGAUUACAGAUCAGAAAACAUGUAACUUAAAAAUGAAGUUAAUAUGCUUAAGAUGCAAUUAGAUUGUAUGUAAAGAAAGCAGCAAAAAGAAAGAAUAGAUACCUAACAUUUUUAAAGAGCUGCUGAGGAGUUAAAAAAUAAAAAUUAAACGAUCAAAAAAUUAUAAAAGGAAGUUUAACGAUUAGAAGAAAAGCGUUAAGAAGACUAAAAGAGACACUCAGAAAUGAUCCAAAAUGUAAAAAAAAAUUAAAUACAAAAUAAACCUUUUGAUGUUAAGCAACUAGAAGAAGAAAAUAUGAGAUUAAAAAGCAUGAACAUCGAAUUAAUGCAAGAAGUUUAAAAUUUAAAAGAAUAAUUGAAAGGCAAGGAUUUUCUAAUUUAAGAUACAAGAGAGUUAGAAAAGAAGAGAGAGGAAGUCUAGAAAUUACAAACAGAAAAUAGAUCUUUGGAAGAAUAUAUAUCCUAACUUCAAGACGUAUUUAAUCUAAUUAUAUUGAUUAGUAAUUAAAUUUAGGUAAAUAAAAUGACUUAGAAAAUUAAAUUGGAUAAUUGGAUACUAAAAUUAAAUAGUAAGCAACUUAAUUGCAAAAAGCCAAUGAUGAAAAUAAAAUCCUAUAAAAACGAAUUGAGUAACUCAAAUAAUAAAAUUAAAAAUAAAUUCAAAAAACAUUAGAACCUUUUGGAAUCCGAAUACUUCCAGAAAUCAAAGGAGUUUAAUCUCACUUUAAUGCUGUUAUGCAUUUACUAGAAGUAAUAACACCUUUUUCAGCCGUAUUAACUGUUACUGAUAAAAUAAGUUCAAUAAUUCUCAAGUUCAUUACAUACAUUCGAAAAGAAGCAGAGCAAUUUUCUCCAUAAACAGCAAAUUAAUUGUAAGAAUUAUUGAGAAUUGAAUUAUAAAAUGAUAAUAGAGCAAAUGAUUUCUUAUUUUAAAUAAUCGAUCAUCUCUCAAAAGCAAUCAUAAAACAGGAUGAAUAAAAAUCUUAAAUAGCAUCAAUAAUACAAACCUAGGAUUCUCCUAUAUAUGAUCAAUUUUUCUUUUUACAAAGAGUUUUUCCAAUGGAUUUAGAAAGUAAAAUUAAUUCUAGUAUUAUUAGUUCAAUAAAAUGAAGUACCCUUAAUUAAUAGUAUAAAACACAUUAGAUAUUUUGAAGCCAUUAUAUAGCCUGGAAUUGAAUUUUUUACAUAUUUGCAAGGUUUAAUUAAACUAGAAGGAUAAGAAAAUUUAAUUGAAGAUAAUGUUGGAGAUUUUAAUUUCUUGAUUUUUCCAUAAUACUUAAUACUUAACGUUUGUGAGUUAUCCUUACAAAAGGCAGACGUUAAAAUAUCAUAUAAGUUACCAUCAAGCUGCUUAAAUUAAAAUUCCUAAGAUUUUGAGUAUUCGCUGAUAUCAAUUGUUCAUUGCAGUGAUGGUUUAGAUGGAUAACCUACAUAUUCAAUAACAUUAUGCAAAAAUAAUAAUUGGGUUUAGAUCUAAAAUGAUAAUGCAAUAUCUAUUUCCAUCAACGAAUUACUUACAUUUAAAUAACCAUACAAUGAUAAAGAAUUGUUAAUUUACAAAAGAACUAAAAAAUGAAAUAUUUAUG